Messenger RNA from Musca domestica (house fly), 3515 nucleotides. Its product is annotated as sphingomyelin phosphodiesterase-like. The coding region runs from base 772 to 2871 and encodes 699 amino acids. Gene Ontology annotation, molecular function: acid sphingomyelin phosphodiesterase activity. Lineage: Eukaryota; Metazoa; Arthropoda; Insecta; Diptera; Muscidae. The transcript is spliced from 7 exons. Gene Ontology annotation, cellular component: lysosome. Gene Ontology annotation, biological process: ceramide biosynthetic process; sphingomyelin catabolic process. The record is from RefSeq and is a predicted model, not a curated record.
CACCGACGAUCACGAUCAGUUGUGUGCGGUUACUCUGAGGCGGACGUUGUGAGGAAACGGAAAACGGUGAACAGUGCUAAAGAAGCGAAAACAAAGUGUAAACAUAGCGGUAAAGUGAAAAUUGAGGUCUUGAUACGCUCGUUCGUUGCUUGUCAGCCUGCCUGUCUGCCUGUUCGUCAUAUGUGAAAACAAAACGAAAAUAUGUUGAAACGAAAAUACGAAGAGUGCACAAAGGCUGCUCCUGCUUCUCUGAUGGUGCUGUCGGGCAAGCAAAUAUGAAUUUUGGUUUAAUAAAUAUUUGGAUUGAAGAAAAGAGCCACCACAACACAUAAUAAAAGUGAAUUAAGCCACACAACAACAACAACAAAAAGAAACACACAAAAUCAAAGCAAAUAUUAAAACAUAAAUGUAUGCAAAGCAAAGUGCGAUAAAGUGAUUUAAAGAAGAAGCUACAGAUUUGCCUGCGGACAUCGAACAACAAAAAAAAAUUAAAUUAACUAAAGAAAAAAUACAACACACACACGCACGCACACACGGACGGACGGACGAAAUCGCUUGGUCAGGCAGACGACCAGUUGCUGGGUUUUUCGAUGUAGUUAUUUUUCUAAAUAAAUACAAGAGAUUAUAAAAGUGCAACAGCAUCAGCAGACAUUCCGGCGCAGCAGACGACCCGAAGAGGAGAUUUAGUUAUAGCAUUUGGAGCAGAAGCCGGGUGCAGAGUAUUAAACAACGGGAUAUUAACACUCACACACACACACCAACACCAUUAAGAUGACAAUACCUCAGACCAUCUGUGCGUGGAUGGUCCUAGUGACAGUGGCGGGAGUUCAAGCUUUUCCAACAUUUCACUCACACAGACAAUCGAUAAAUUGGACACAACCCGAAGAUGAUUGGGAAAUACUUUCGAUACCACGCAGCAUUGUGCCUCAUGUGGAAUUGAAACACUUGGAAAACCGCACCAAUGCCGAAGCCUCAAUUAGCGACGAGGAAUUCCUCGAGCGACUGAAGCGAAUUAAGAACAACACCUCUAAGUCCCGCAUGCUGUGGUAUGACAACACGCCCGACGGUUUGGCUUAUCCUCCAUUCGUGGACAAGGCCUUGAAGCUAUUCAAUUUGAAACAGGUGUCGUAUGAGAUCGAGCAUAGCCUUUUGUCCAAAGUCUCGUGUACGGCAUGCAAAGCGGGAGCCGGGCUUCUGUUGCACUACAUCCAUACGGGCAAGACGGAGGGGGAAAUCAUCAAAAUGAUCUAUCAGUUCUGUUCAAAUCUGAACAUCCAAAGUCCCCGGGUGUGUGAAGGUGUGGCAAACCUUUUCGGCACUGAGGUGGUGUAUGUCUUGCAAAGAACUCCCCUGGGACCAAACGAGAUUUGUAGUUUUGUCAUUGGCGAUGGUUGCGAGGACACCUAUAAUCCCUAUCACGAAUGGGAAGUGGUUUUCCCCCCGGUACCAAAACCUCCCGUAAUGGAAGUUCCUGUACCCAAAGAGGGAGCACCGUUUUUCAAAGUUUUACAAAUCUCCGAUACCCACUAUGACCCCCACUAUGUGGAGGGGUCAAAUGCCGACUGUAAUGAGCCGCUUUGCUGUCGGCUGAGCAGUGGCAGGCCGGCAAAUCCCAAUGCCGCAGCAGGGAAAUGGGGUGAUUAUCGUAAAUGCGACACUCCCAAACGCACCGUCGAUAAUAUGCUGUCGCACAUAGCUGAUACCCACAGCGAUAUUGACUACAUAUUGUGGACGGGAGAUCUACCACCUCACGAUGUGUGGAACCAAACGAAGCAGGAGAAUUUGGAAAUCAUUAAGGAGACAGUACGACAGAUGACGGAGAAAUUCCCCGGCGUUCCCAUCUUUCCAGCUCUGGGCAAUCAUGAGAGUGCUCCGGUCAACAGUUUUCCGCCACCCUAUGUGAAUCAGGUGGAAAAUUCAAUAGCCUGGCUAUAUGAUGAACUUGACGUCCAAUGGCGUCGUUGGUUGCCUCAAAGUGUUUCCCACACCGUGCGGCGUGGUGCUUUCUAUUCGGUGCUGGUUAGGCCUGGAUUCCGCAUCAUUUCCCUGAACAUGAACUACUGCAACAACAAAAAUUGGUGGUUGCUUUUAAAUUCCACCGAUCCAGCAACAGAACUCCAAUGGUUUAUUUAUGAGUUGCAAAGUGCCGAAUUUUCGAAUGAAAAGGUCCAUGUCAUUGGCCAUAUACCUCCGGGCCACUCUGAUUGUCUGAAGGUAUGGUCUCGCAAUUUCUACAAAAUCAUUUCCCGUUAUGAGAACACAAUUAUGGCACAGUUCUAUGGCCACACCCAUUUCGAUGAAUUCGAAAUGUUUUAUGAUCCGGCAGAUUUGAGCCAUCCAAAUAACAUUGCCUACAUUGGACCGUCCGUUUCUCCCUAUUAUGAUCUGAAUCCCGGUUAUCGCAUCUAUUAUGUGGAUGGUGAUCAUGACACAACCACACGUCUGGUAGUUGACCACGAGUCAUGGAUAAUGAAUUUGAAGGAGGCCAACCAUUAUGACUAUCCCAUUUGGUACAAACUGUAUACGGCCAGAGCGGCUUACAACAUGAAGGCACUGCGUCCCGUGGACUGGGACAAUCUCAUAAGUGAGCUGACCGCAAAUCAGGAACUAUUCGAUUUGUAUUACAAGAACUAUUGGAAAAAUUCACCUGUCAGACCUACAUGCGAUGCCGAAUGUCGAAAACGGAUACUAUGCGAUGCCAAGAGCGGACGUUCCCAUGAUCGGCGACACUUCUGUUCAGAGUUGGAGGCCAAGGUCGACGAUGAAUCUGGCAAGUCAUGGAAAUCCUGGAUAUAUCGUGGCCUCAGCAAUUCCUACAGCCUUUUAACUUCCAUAGUUUAUUUGCCAAAAUAUCUAAUGGGGUUUGGCUGAUAUCCACUUGGAGAUGCCUAGAAGGAGUAAAAACUGCGAGCGUGGCGCUGCCUCAAUGCCCCCACUCACACCUUAGAAGGGGAAAGUGGGACCUGGAACAAAGACUUUUUGGUUACAUUAAAGAAGACGUGUCUCAUAUCUCAACGAUCAAUGUUUUUUUAGUCGAUCAAAUUUAUUUCUUUACUCACAACUCAGAGAGAACAGUUUUAACGAACAUUCCAUUGAAACUACUGAAUACAUUUAGUUUAUCGUCUACUUAUUAUUAUUUAAUUACACUCAUAAAUUGUAUUAACACUUAUCAUCAGGUUUAAUUAUAUUAAUUAUGUGAUAGCUUUCUUCGCGUACAUGCAGAUGUAUGCAUUGAGCAUCUGCUGCAUGUGCGCGUUUUUAUUAUAUAUAGCAUAUUAGAAUUCCUUUUAGUUGUUAAUUAUUUUUAAUAAUACGUAUUUUAAGAAUAAAGCCAAAAUAAUUAUUUCCUCGUCUUUAACAACAUCCCCCAGUUCAUUAUUGUUACGACAAGAAACCCUGCUAUUUAUUCCUAAAGAAGUCAUAUCUCAUAAGUCCAUUGUCCCUAAUUUUUACAAAAUAUUUUACUUCAAAAAACACACACACACACGAAAAUAAAUAGAACAAUUUUACAAUUA